CAUCUGGGCACGAUGUCUGAACUCGUUGAUUAAUUUGUGUUUAACACAUUUUCUCGGCCAAAUUGAAACAGUAGAUGGAACCGGAAGUUUCUGAAGAUUCGGUCUCCCGGGCUCUGAGGAGAUCGACGCGACGGCAGUCAACGGGAAAAACUCCGAUUUAUGAGGCGACCCCAAGAGGUCCCAUAAAAAGAUCUAAAAGGAGGAUAGAAAUGCAGGCGUCUUCUUCUGUCCCAAAUAUGAAUGGAUCCAGAAUUGUGGAGAAUGGCUCAGAAGAUGAAGCGUCUCCCGGCAAGAAAAGUCGACUGGAGGAGGAAGAAGAAACGUCGGGUGGCAGUGGUGACCAAAAGGAGAUGGAUCUCCAAAAAUCAGCACUGCAAGAAAACGAAGACCAGGAAAUGGAUGUUGCGGAAGACUCCUCAUGCAGUCCGUAUGGUCCAAAACUAGCACCUGGCUUCAGAGACGAUGUGAAUUUUUCUCCACAUGUUCUGCUUGGCGAGCGCUGCCGUCCAAGUGAAAAUACAGACAGCCACUUGCUGAAACGCAAUGAAAUCAAGGCAUCAUCGAAGAAAGAAACUGUCACGUUCACAAAGCCCAGUGCACCAACAGAAUCUUCGGGGAACACACACAAAGUGCGAGGCCGUAAAAUCACCAGCAUGGCCGAGUACAAGACGAAGAUGGAGGCUACAGCCAAAAGCGCCGGCAUCUUCAGAGUCAACCACCACAGUGUCCCAAACGUGCAGGCACCCUCUGUGACAUCAUACACGCUACGACACAGACCCAAUAACAUUCCGACCCGGAAAGAACCGGUCUCGCAGAAGAAAAAAGAAGUUAACAAGACACAAGGAAUUGCCAGGAGAUGUUCUAGAGAAACAUCACGAGGAUCGCUUCAUUAUUUCUGCUGGGCAGUUUUGGUCCUGCUGCUCCUCAGCUCUGCUGUGCUGCUGCUCAACAAGGACAAGGCGAUGGCGCUGUACCAGGCGUCUGCGGGUGGAGCUCGGCGUCCAUCCAGGUCUGUGAGACUCGAGCCCUUCGCAGAUCUUUUGUCAAAACUGGAGGCUCGCUUCCGCAGUCAGAGGCCCGAACUGUGGAAAAGGAGCAAGAUCCACUUGGAGAAACACCUCAAAAGCGCCGAACCCACAGAGCCCGUCAGUUUGAUCCUGACAUCCGGGCGCAGCGCUGAAAAGACGCUUUCUUGCCUGGCCGAAGGCCUGGCAUCCGCCUUCUCCUCUGCACUGGAGGCUUCCGUGCUGCAAAUCGACGGAGCCGGCAAAGCCGGCCUGGAGAGCGACGACGUGAAGCUGGAUGUGGACGGGCUGCUGCGGACGGCCUUCGGGGGAAACCGAGCGGCGGCCGUCAUCCACCGCUUGGAGGAGCUGCCGCCCGGCUCCACCCUCAUUUUUUAUCGCUAUUGCGAUCACGAACACGCCGCCUACAAGGAGGUCUUCCUGUUGUUUACGGUGCUGCUGCCCAGGAAAGAGCUCAGCGGGGAGCUUGGAGUUGUCGAGGAGAUGGUUCAGGACUAUCUUAAAGACAGGCUGGUGGGCUCGAGCAACCGCACGUCCUUCAACGAGAUGGACACGGACAAGUUUGGUGGACUGUGGAGCCGCAUCUCCCACCUGGUCCUGCCCGUGGUGGCCGAGCGCGAAAUCGAGGAGAACGGAUGCUGAGGAGACAGACGGGCCUUUUCACAGUUGGACCUGACCGGGUCAUUCCAUGUCAAAUCAUCCCCAAAUUUCAGGUUUCAUUCCAAUUUUGAGGUGUUGUCCUACAUUCGGAUGUUUCUGCAAAAUCACUCAAGAUUUUUUUUUUUUUACUUUGAAGUACACGCAGGCAGGGGUUGUGUUUGAGUCAAUUGAAGAACAUUACUGUCAGGAAGUAUUCUUGCAAAUCUCCAACCACCCCUUUUUAUUAUGUAUUUAUUUAUUUAGUUAGUUUUAAGGGAAGUAUUCACUAGCCACCAUUUUAAAAGAGGAAGUCAACUCAAAACGUUUGAAAUAAUUCGUUCCGUGUGGCCUCGCUUUGCAGAAUAUGCAUGAGGCUGCCGAAUCCAACCGUUUUUAUUUAUCUCAUGGGGCGGCCAUUUUGUCCCUUGCUGUCAACCGAAAAUGACAUCACAGUUGCUCAGAAUGUCAUAUGAUGAAACUCAGAAAAAGGGUAAGCAGUGAUUUAUCGUUACCUGAGCCCUUGGGCACUGUGAUGUCACAUGGAUUGUACCGCAUGAUUCAUAUUCUACAAACACAAUAUUGAUCAGAAUGCCACGUUUAGACUCGUUGGGGUGCAUAACAACAUUUUAUGGUCAAGAACAUUUUUGAGUUUGACUUCCGCUUUACAGAUUUUUUUAUUUUUUUUUUGUGAAACCUUUUUUGAUAGUAAAAUAAUUAAUUGCGUGCUGAGGCUGAAAUUCUUUCUUCAAGGGGUUGACAACUAAAAUGUUGGGUAUCGUGAUGUCUUCCCUUCCUUUUCCAACCACACCUGAAAAUUUGAAGGAAAAUCUCCGUUGGGAAAGAAAAAUUCUUGAGCUCACCUGGAAUGACCCAGACGGUCCCUCGAUGAGCUCAUUGUUGAACUCGACCCGGAACCAAGCUCUUAUUUUUGAUAUGAAGUCAACUCACAACGUUGACAUUGAUAAUCGAUCAUUUUGACUCCUUGACAUUUUGUCGCAGCGCUUUCCAUCACUCAAAUUAGACAUUUGAAUCCCCUUUUCUGACACACAAUUUAAUUUGUGUUCCUUUUUUUGUGACUGACCAGCAAGCAUCCUCGUGCUCCUCUUUUGUUUUGAGUGAAAAUCUGCAAUUAAUGCAUCCAACCUCUCUCGUGACCGAUAAAUUCCUUUCUUAACGUCUCAAUUCUUUUCAUUUCUCUUUUCUUGUGUUACAAACAGACUGGUUUGCACUGAGGUUUAAUCAAGAUGACUUUUAUUAAAUAAAAUAAAAUGCAUGUUAUGGUUUUGUUCAUAAUAUAUUGUCGUAUCUUAAGAUUUGUUAUAUUUUUGUGUGAAUAUUGAAUACAUUGUCAGAAUAUUUCAUCUUUGCAACUGCGAUCUCUUACACACUGUACAGCUUCUAAUGGACUAACGUGUGCCUUUUGAUAGAAAGGAAAGAUGUUUUUUGAAAUAUGCAAAGCAAGAUGAAUAAUUGAGGAUAUCAAUCCGAUGUAAUCAUUUCUUUUCCUGGUUUGUGCUUUUAAAAUUCCCAUAUUUUUGUUCGAUGUCAUUUGUAUUACUAUUUGACAUUACUAAAUAUGUUGAAUAAAGAUUAUUUUGAUA
This is a messenger RNA of Hippocampus zosterae (dwarf seahorse), 3265 nucleotides long. RefSeq names its product torsin-1A-interacting protein 2-like. Gene Ontology annotation, biological process: membrane organization. The record is from RefSeq and is a predicted model, not a curated record. The coding region runs from base 75 to 1667 and encodes 530 amino acids. Gene Ontology annotation, cellular component: membrane. NCBI's taxonomy places the organism in Eukaryota, Metazoa, Chordata, Actinopteri, Syngnathiformes, Syngnathidae. Gene Ontology annotation, molecular function: ATPase activator activity. The transcript has 8 exons.